Portunus trituberculatus (swimming crab) is the source of this 834-nucleotide messenger RNA. RefSeq lists its product as uncharacterized. Lineage: Eukaryota; Metazoa; Arthropoda; Malacostraca; Decapoda; Portunidae. The record is from RefSeq and is a predicted model, not a curated record. Bases 1 to 834 code for a protein of 277 amino acids. The transcript is spliced from 2 exons.
AUGCGCACCCUCAAGGGACAGCACCUCCAGCACCACCAGCACCACCAGCACAGCCUCCUGACCCAGCCAGGCACACACCGGGAGUUAAGGAACCCGCCAAGUCCACUGACCUACUUCACCCCCUCCUCCCUCCUUCCACCCUCCCUCCAUCCCUCCGUCCCGUCCUCCUCAGUGCCCGCCCAGUACCUGCCCCGACACACCGACACUGGUGACACAGGUGCUGCAUCUGUGUACUGGGAUUGUCAGGGAGGAAAGAGUACCCAUGCAGGACCCAGGCGCUGCCGCUCAGCUCCCGCCCCACCGCGCCACCACUCCGCCGCCACGCCACACCACAGCGAACCAGGCCACCUCACCACCCAACAUCAGGUCAUUUCAGCCACAUACCAGGUCAUCUUAGCACCGCACACCAGGCCACCUCACUACCGUGCACCAGGACACCACACCACCGCACACCAGGUCAUUUCAGCCACACACCAGGUCAUCUUAGCACUGCACACCAGGUCACCUCACCACAGCAGACCUGACACCGCACACAAGGUCAUUUCAACCACACACCAGGAUAUCUCAGCACUAACCACUUCACCACCGCACACCAAGUCAUUUCAGCAACACACCAGCACCGCAAACCACACCAUCACACACCAGGUACCAGACCAAGUCAUUUCAGAUCACCUCACCAUCGCACAACAGGCCACCUCACUACCGCACACCAGGUCAUCACCAUCACACAUCAAACCACCUCAGCACCACACACCACACCAUCUUCCUAACCAAGACGGAGCAGCCAUCUCUACAGUCAUGAACGAAGAACACACCAAGAAAGGCCCUCACUAA